Molecule: messenger RNA, 1272 nt
Organism: Aspergillus tubingensis
Lineage: Eukaryota; Fungi; Ascomycota; Eurotiomycetes; Eurotiales; Aspergillaceae
Product: asparaginase family protein
Exons: 3
Coding region: 1-1272 (423 amino acids)
Source: RefSeq, a predicted model, not a curated record
AUGACCAGGAUAUAUACGCGUCCUGAAAUCCUCCUUCUGAUCUUCUUGGCAGGCGCAGUGAAGCUUGACGGAGUCAAGGUCAUCCUCAACUUCUUGUCUACUGCUGUCCUAUCCAUCAUCGUUGGAUGGAUAUUGAUCAGAAAUGUUCCGGUACAGGCAUUUCAAUGGCUGAAAGGGAAGGCCAGUAACUUGUGCUGGCACUUUGUCUCUCAGCGCUCAGACGCUUGGAGACAUUUUCUGACGCUUCUCAGAGAUAAAUGGGAAGCUAUAAGAGCACGGACGGUUGAAUUUGCUGCAAAAGUCCGUCCACUGGUGGUGGCUGUCAUGAAAGAGGUCCAGGAAGCCACCUUGGAACUCUUUGGCUUUAUGGUGGCUGCAUUCAGGGUUAUCAAGCAAUGGUUUACCUGCGAGCAACAUACUAGCCACGAUCAUGAUGAACAGGCGCGAAAUGCUUGGUGCAAACGUGUCGUCCUCGUUGUGACAGUAAAUUCGGGCAGGUCCUACAAGGCAAUCAAGGAUGCCAUAGGGAUUGAAAGCGACUUUCCCAGGAAUUACCGGAACAGAAACCAGACUGGGUCACUUCCAGAACCACCCGGAUUUAUGCGUCAUUUUGCCGUUUGCUUGGUGCCAGAGGCGGUUUGGAUGGAUGGAACAACGGACCUGCUGCAGAAAUUCCAACAUGGAUCAUUUUUCGAGCUCGUCGGUCCCAACAUAACUGGCGAGGAAGGUGGUGGUGUCUGCUGGGGAGAGGAAAAGGUCCGGAGCAUAGAUGGGAUCGUUGAAAUCGGGUUGGUCACUUACGACAAUGAAGCAAUAAUGGAGUCGUUCUAUAAGCCCCUGCAAGCAGUAUGGGGAAGAUACGACCCGAUCUGGUGGAACUGUUCUGACUUCACCAUCCGACUUGCUUGUAUGAUCCUGCCAGACCCUGAUGAAAAGGACAUCCUGCGACGACUGCUGCUUUUCGUGUGCGCGUCUCGUCUACAGACCCUCGAGUUUGCCAUUGAUGAAUCGCACAAGAGAAUAUUCCUGUCAAGCUGGACCGCUGCCGCGGCAUCAUGGGUUGGCGGUGCUGGAUCUGCUCUCUUGACGGGAGCGUUCCCUGCCGUGUUUCCAAUUGCGUUCUUGGGGUCCUGUGGUUCUUUUGUGGGAUCUGGAAUUGCGGGGUGGUGGCGCGUUAGUCGCGUUGGUGCCAAAGAAUAUCCUAAAUGGAAAGCACGGUCAAAUGAGUUGGAGCAGCGGUUUCCCCAGCUUCGGGGGUUGGUUGGGGAGUGA